Molecule: messenger RNA, 978 nt
Organism: Rhodofomes roseus
Lineage: Eukaryota; Fungi; Basidiomycota; Agaricomycetes; Polyporales; Fomitopsidaceae
Exons: 2
Coding region: 1-978 (325 amino acids)
Biological process (GO): fungal-type cell wall organization; signal transduction involved in filamentous growth; establishment of cell polarity
Cellular component (GO): extracellular region; cell surface; site of polarized growth
Molecular function (GO): osmosensor activity
Source: RefSeq, a predicted model, not a curated record
AUGACCGACCCCGACCAGGCGACCUCGACCUCGUCGAUCCCGAGCAGUGUCGCGUCCGCGACGGCGAGCCCGUCCCAGGCCGCGCUGCCGACCAACCUCCCCGUCCGUAUAUACCCCUCGUCGCAGGCGGAGCCUACGCAGAUUGGUACCGAAUACUCGCUAGUCAGCCUGUUGUUCAAGUCGACGCUGAACUGGGUGACCGUCGCGAACAACACCGAGUCGUCGGCGCAGAUCUUCCAGUAUCUGCCGGUGGUCCUAGAGUAUGCACUCAACCUGACGUCGGCGCAGAUUCAGCAGUACGCCCUGCAGCCGUACGAGCCGUCCACUUACACCGGCCCGGAGGAUGAGGAUCUGCUCUUGACUGUCUGGCUGGGGUAUAUCCCAUCGACCCAAGUCAGCAACCUCGCGGAGCAGAUCAAGGUGUCCACGUCGCAGUUCUACAAUGCGCUCGUCGCGCCAUACAGCACCCUCGCGGAGCAGGUAGACCCCUCGUUCGCCGUCGACUCCGUCUCCAUCUCUGGGGACAAUGGUAGCGGCGGCGGCGGUGGCGGCACCGGUUCGUCCAGUAGCAACGCCGCCACCUCCAGCGGCUCGUCGUCGUCGAACACCCGCAAGGACGCAAUUAUCGGCGUCGUCACCUCGCUCGGCGCAGUCACCCUCAUCGCACUCGCGUUCCUGUCCAUCCGCGCGAUCAAAAAGCGCAGGGAGCUCGCGCACCAGCGCUUGAAUGAGCCCGCGGAUAUGUACGAAGGCGCGCGCCCUGAUGGCCAAGAGUUCGAUCGGGACAGCGUCGGUGGCCAGCGCAGGCGCAGCUUCUACUACGCCGCGGACUCGCUGCGCGGGUUCUCCGAGGUAGCCAACACCGCUGCGACGUUUGACCAGGGCGCGUCGCCCGACAGCGGCAUGCGCGAGCGCAGGGGCGUCAUGGCCGGCGCGAUCUCGACGCCGAUUCUGCGGGAGAACACGAUGAACUGGUGA